AUGACUACCGAAUGCAAAUCUCUGCGCCAGAUGGAGAGCGACGGCUUCCAGCUCGUCACAGAAGUGGUCACUCACAAACUCAACCAUAUUCCGAUUUUCAAGGGAGACUUCGCAUCACUUCCGCCCAAGGUUCAACGUUUCGUUGCUGAGAAGGCCGAGCUGAUGAAUCCGGCUGGCAUUUUCAUUUGCGACGGAAGCGAGAAAGAAUACCAAGACAUAAUCGACAAACUCGUUGAAAGAGGUGUUCUAACCCCUCUCAAAGCUUACGAAAACAACUACUUAUGUCGCACUGAUCCACGAGAUGUCGCCCGAGUCGAAUCUAAGACAUGGAUGGUAACCAAGGACAAAUAUGACUCGGUGUGCCAUACCCCUGAAGGAGUGAAACCCAUUAUGGGACAAUGGAUGAGUGAGGAACAGUUCGCUCAGGAGCUUGACGCGAGAUUUCCUGGAUGUAUGGCCGGUCGUCCAAUGUACGUGAUACCCUACUCGAUGGGACCGAUUGGAGGACCUCUGUCUAAAAUCGGAAUCGAACUUACCGACUCGAGUUAUGUGGUGCUGUGCAUGAAAAUAAUGACUCGUAUGGGUUCGAAGGUGCUGGAGGCACUCGGUGAUAACGACUUCGUGCGCUGUGUACACUCUGUUGGUCUGCCACGCCCUGUCAAAGAAAAGGUAAUUAACCAUUGGCCAUGCAACCCUGAGAAGGUUAUGAUUUCUCACCGACCGAAGGAGAGAGAAAUUUGGUCGUUCGGCUCCGGUUACGGAGGAAACUCGCUUCUUGGUAAAAAAUGCUUCGCUCUCCGCAUCGCUUGCAACAUCGGGUACGACGAGGGGUGGAUGGCCGAACACAUGUUGAUUAUGGGUGUCACAAAUCCAGAAGGCCAUGAACGAUUCGUUGCCGCAGCCUUCCCCUCCGCUUGCGGAAAGACGAACCUUGCUAUGCUACAACCGACGAUUCCCAACUGGAAAGUCCGUGUAAUAGGAGAUGAUAUUGCCUGGAUGAAGUUCGGAGAAGAUGGUCGCCUUUAUGCCAUUAAUCCAGAAGCUGGCUUCUUCGGAGUCGCACCUGGUACUUCCAACAAGACAAACCCAAUGGCUAUGGCCUCGUUCCAGAAGAACUCGAUCUUCACGAACGUUGCUGAAACUGCCGAUGGAGAGUACUUCUGGGAAGGACUUGAGAAAGAGCUCAAAGAAAAGAAAAACCUCACCGAUGAACAGCUGCGCCAAAUUGACAUCACGAACUGGCUCGGAGAGAAAUGGCAUAUUGGCGAUGAGGGAAAAGCUGCUCAUCCAAAUUCGCGUUUCACUGCCCCAGCGGGUCAAUGCCCAAUCAUUCAUCCAGAGUGGGAGGCACCUCAAGGUGUACCCAUCGAUGCUUUAAUUUUCGGAGGUCGUCGUCCAGAAGGAGUGCCUCUCGUUUUCGAGAGCUUCUCAUGGGAACACGGAAUCCUCGUUGGAGCGCUGGUCAAAUCGGAAGCAACUGCUGCAGCAGAACACACCGGUAAACAGGUUAUGCAUGAUCCUAUGGCUAUGCGUCCAUUCAUGGGUUACAACUUCGGUAGGUAUCUACAGCACUGGAUUAAUCUCGGAAAAGCACCACAUAAGGUCCCAAAGAUCUUCCAUGUGAACUGGUUCCGAGAAACAAGCGACCACAAAUUUUUGUGGCCAGGCUACGGUGAUAACAUCCGAGUACUCGACUGGAUUCUCCGACGGGUUGAGGGUGUUGAAGACAUUGCUGAACAAACUCCGAUCGGGUACAUUCCAAAGCGCGGUAGCAUUAACUUGGACGGCCUCCCACGUAUCGACUGGAAUGAGCUUAUGUCGAUUCCAAAACAGUACUGGACGGAAGAUGUCGAGGAGAGCAAGCACUUCCUUGAAUCCCAGGUUGGACCCGACCUGCCUAAGCCAAUCGCCGACCAACUCGCAGAACUUGAGAAGCGAAUCAAUGCUUUGUGA
This is a messenger RNA of Necator americanus (New World hookworm), 1953 nucleotides long. RefSeq lists its product as uncharacterized. The record is from RefSeq and is a predicted model, not a curated record. Gene Ontology annotation, cellular component: cytosol. Lineage: Eukaryota; Metazoa; Nematoda; Chromadorea; Rhabditida; Ancylostomatidae. Bases 1 to 1953 code for a protein of 650 amino acids. Gene Ontology annotation, molecular function: manganese ion binding; phosphoenolpyruvate carboxykinase (GTP) activity; GTP binding. Gene Ontology annotation, biological process: response to starvation; response to lipid; gluconeogenesis. The transcript is spliced from 18 exons.